CCUGCGGGCGGCGCCCCCGACGGAAUCGGCGCAGGGGCCGGGGCGGGCCGAGCGACCUGCCGACCUGCACGGCGGGCCAUGAAUGGGCUGCCCGCGGCCGAGGCCCCGGGCGGCGCGCUGGCCGGGCUCCCGCCCCUGCCGCGCGGCCUCAGCGGGCUGCUCAACGCCAGCGGCGGCUCGUGGCGGGAGCUGGAGCGGGUCUACAGCCAGCGCAGCCGCAUCCACGACGAGCUCAGCCGCGCCAGCCGCGCCCCGGACGGGCCCCGCCACGCCGCCGCCAGCGCCGGGCCCGCCGCGGGGGUCCCCGGCCCGAGGCGCCCGGUCAACCUCGACUCGGCCCUCGCGGCGCUGCGCAAGGAGAUGGUGGGGCUGCGGCAGCUCGACAUGUCCCUGCUGUGCCAGCUGUGGGGCCUGUACGAAUCCAUCCAGGACUACAAACACCUGUGUCAGGACCUAAGCCUUUGCCAGGACCUGUCGUCCUCCCUGCACUCUGACAGCUCGUACCCGCCCGAUGCCGGCCUGUCUGACGACGACGAGCCCCCCGAUGUCAGCUUGCCCCCAGACCCGCCGCCCCUCACUGUGCCCCAGACGCACAACGCCCGGGACCAGUGGCUGCAGGACGCCUUCCACAUCAGUCUGUAGCGGGGAAACAAUCGCCAUGGCAGAACUGCCAGCCCCCCUCUCCGCUGCAGCGGUGGGG
Molecule: messenger RNA, 700 nt
Organism: Suncus etruscus (white-toothed pygmy shrew)
Lineage: Eukaryota; Metazoa; Chordata; Mammalia; Eulipotyphla; Soricidae
Gene: FAM89B
Product: family with sequence similarity 89 member B
Exons: 2
Coding region: 79-642 (187 amino acids)
Biological process (GO): positive regulation of cell migration; establishment of cell polarity; negative regulation of transforming growth factor beta receptor signaling pathway
Cellular component (GO): cytoplasm; lamellipodium
Molecular function (GO): transcription corepressor binding
Source: RefSeq, a predicted model, not a curated record